Messenger RNA from Penicillium alfredii, 1035 nucleotides. RefSeq lists its product as uncharacterized. The transcript has 3 exons. NCBI's taxonomy places the organism in Eukaryota, Fungi, Ascomycota, Eurotiomycetes, Eurotiales, Aspergillaceae. Bases 1 to 1035 code for a protein of 344 amino acids. Gene Ontology annotation, biological process: L-histidine biosynthetic process. Gene Ontology annotation, cellular component: cytoplasm. The record is from RefSeq and is a predicted model, not a curated record. Gene Ontology annotation, molecular function: histidinol dehydrogenase activity; NAD binding; metal ion binding.
AUGCCGAUCGUCGAAAUCCCCCACGCCGCCAACCCUGCGAGGGCUCCUGGAGUCGGCGCCGAGCCCGAUGGCUCCGAUCUUUCUAUCGUCAUGGUUCUCAAAUUGAAACAGCCAAAUGGCCCAAUGGCAGACUCCGCGCCGGUGGCAGACACACCAGCGAUUGUUCGUUGGGUCAUUGAUGAUAUUCGUGCCAGAGGGAACGAGGCCGUGAGAUGUUACUCGAACAAGUUUGACUACUGGAGUCCAGCCAGUUUCAAGCUUUUGCCAGAUGAGAUCCAGCAGAUCAUAUCUACGGUCCCUAGGCAGAUCAUCAACGAUAUCAAACAGAUUCAGGAAAAUGCUCGAGUCUUUACGCUGGCCCAGAAAGUGUCACUAAAGGACUUUGAAUUAGAGAUCCGUCCUGGUGUGCAUUUGGGGCAGAAGAGUAUUCCGAUUAGCUCGGUUGGCGCGUACAUUCCUGGUGGUCGCUAUCUUUUGCUCGCCUCCAGCCACAUGACGAUUCUUACCGCGAAAUGUGCUGGGGUCCCUCAUGUCACGGCAUGCACACCUCCUAUUGCUGGGAAGAUCCCUGUCAAUACAAUUGCCGCCAUGCACUUGGCCGGUGCGGACGAGAUCUACAUCUUGGGUGGCGUCCAAGCUAUUGCUGCCAUGGCUGUGGGUACCGAGACCAUGAAAAAAGUCGAUUUCAUUGCUGGCCCCGGAAAUGCCUUUGUUGCCGAAGCCAAGCGCCAGCUGUUUGGGGAGGAAAUAGGCAUUGAUCUUCCCGCCGGACCAACCGAGAUCUUGAUUGUGGCCGAUGAACAUGCCGAUCCGUUUACUGUGGCCACCGAUCUCUUGUCACAGGCCGAGCAUGGCUUUGAUUCUCCAGCCGUUCUCAUCACCACUUCCCAGACGGUGGGUGAAAAGACGAUCCAAGAGGUGAACCGCCUCUUAAAGAUCCUCCCCACAGCCGACGUGGCAGGCAUAUCCUGGAAUCGCUUGGGCGAAGUAGUCGUGGUGGACAACCUGGAUGAGGCCUAUCAUGUUAGCCAAUGA